Molecule: messenger RNA, 1662 nt
Organism: Miscanthus lutarioriparius
Lineage: Eukaryota; Viridiplantae; Streptophyta; Magnoliopsida; Poales; Poaceae
Source: the annotation of a GenBank genome assembly
AUGGACCCCCUCUCCCUCCUGCAGCUCCCUCGCGCCUCGCGCCCACCGCUCCCGCUGGCCGCGGCCGCCGCGCCAUUGAGAUGCAGGAGGCUAAACGUAAGCGGCGGCGCGCGCCCCGUGCCGAGGCGGCUGCAACGCCGCCCCGCGCGGCUGUCGGUGUCCGCCGUGGCGACCGAGACGCCGCGGACCGAGGAGGAGCAGCCGUCGCCGUCGCCGUCCGGGAAGGAGCGGUUCGACUGGCUGGACCAGUGGUACCCAUUCGCCCCCGUGUGCGACCUCGACCCGCACGCGCCGCACGGCAAGACGGUGCUGGGGCUCAGCGUCGUGGCCUGGUACGACCGCGGCGCCGGCGAGUGGCGCGUCUUCGACGACGCCUGCCCGCACCGCCUCGCGCCGCUCUCCGAGGGCCGGAUCGACGACAAGGGCCGCCUGCAGUGCGUGUACCACGGCUGGUGCUUCGACGGCGCCGGCGCCUGCAAGUUCAUCCCCCAGGCACCCGCCCUCGGCCCGCCGGUGCACACGAACCCCAAGGCGUGCGUGGCGUCGUACCCCUGCGUCGUGCAGAACAACAUCCUGUGGUUCUACCCCAGGGCCGACCCCGAGCACAAGGACGUGCUGCAGAGGAAGCGGCCGCCACUCAUCCCUGAGAUCGACGACCCGGAGUUCGUCACCGUCUAUGGCAUCAGAGACCUCCCUUACGGGUAUGAUGUUUUGAUUGAGAACCUUCUGGAUCCUGCCCAUGUCCCGUAUGCACACAAGGGGAUCAUACGCGGCAUCCGCAAGAAGGAAGAUCCUGGAAGAUAUGUCCCUGAUCUAACACGAGUAUCUUCUCUUAUGUUUGGCAUUGCUAAUGAAGUUGUUCUGCCAGUCCAUAGAAUUCUUGAGUAUGAUAAAGAGGGUGGCGGUCCAGCGAAGAUGAAGAUCGAGCAGGCAAACAUACAAGGGUUUGUGUCACCGCAGGAGCGGGGCUACUUCCAGUUCAUCGCGCCCUGCACGUCGUUGGCCGCACCGUUUCCAGAAGAGGACAAGAAGAAGAAGGUGCCUCGGGUCAUGCUGGUGUUCUUCUGCAUUCCGGUCGCUGCUGGCAGAAGCAGGGUGAUCUGGGCGUUCCCGAGGAACAUUGGGGUCUGGCUCCACCACAUCACACCACGGUGGCUGUACCACGUCGGCCAGAAUCUUGUAUUGGAUUCAGACAUUUUCCUCCUCCACGUUGAGGAGCGUAAAUUUGCCGCAGCAGGGCUCGAUAACUGGCAGAAAGCUUGCUAUGUGCCAACGUCGGCGGACAGCAUGGUGGUCGCCUUCAGGAACUGGUUCAGAAAAUUCUCCAAGAAUCAGAUCGGCUGGGCAACCCCACAAAUCGAUCAGGUGCCACCAACACCUACCAAGGAUCAGCUCAUGGAGAGGUACUGGUCGCACGUGGUGCAGUGCACGAGCUGCAGCGCCGCGCUGAAGGCCAUGAAGGCGCUCGAGGUUGUCCUGCAGGUUGCCUCGGUCGCCGUUGUCGGGUUUCUUGCCGUCGCCAAGGGAACGCUGGUCACGUCGACUGUUCAGAGGGCCGCGGUCGUGUCGGCGGCCGUGCUGUGCUUCGCUGCGUCCCGAUGGCUUGCUAACUUCAUCCAGAAAAACUUCUACUUCCAAGAUUACAUCCACGCCUACAAGUGA